AUGGAAAUUGGUGGCUUAAACAAUAUUGUACGUUUAAGUCUUUCUCAAAACGAAUUGAGUGGAUCAAUUCCAACAACAAUAGGAAGGCUACGAAAUAUCCAAGGACGCGAUACUCCCAUGUUUGGAAUAUUGGGAAUUGAAGGUGCUACAUAUUUGAAUUUAUCAAGGAAUCUAUUAUCAAGUGAUAUUCCAGCAACAAUUGGGCGUUUAAAUGAUCUACAAACUUUGUCUUUGUCAAAUAAUAGACUACAAGGUUCUAUUCCUACAUCAUUAGGUGACUUGACAAGUUUGCAAACCUUGGAUUUAGCUAAUAACAAUUUCUCUGGAAUGAUUCCAAAGUCUUUGGAAAAACUCUCCUCUCUCAGUUAUUUAACGUGGCUUUCAACAGGUUGGAAGGCGAAAUCCCCACUGAAGGAUCCUUUACAAGCUUCACAGCAAAAUCAUUCAUGA
Molecule: messenger RNA, 450 nt
Organism: Durio zibethinus
Lineage: Eukaryota; Viridiplantae; Streptophyta; Magnoliopsida; Malvales; Malvaceae
Source: RefSeq, a predicted model, not a curated record